CUUGGUGAUGUCAGACUGGUUGGGUCAUUUGAAGGUUAGCUGCCUCGGAUGGGUUCAUAGAAAGUUCGCUCGCAUAUAUUAGGCAAUUCAAUCUUUCAUUCUCUGUGACCAAACUAGUAGGAAAUGAGCUGCAUGGAGGCAAGACAACCCAUUCGUCAUCCGAACGGGGAGAUGUGGUUUUAAAACGCGAUCUGUGAUAUUUAUAAGAAAAUAUUUUCAAAAAGGCGGGCUCAAGCGAGGACGGUGUUGUUAAGGGCACGGGAUGGGGCAGUGCAAAACAUUUAUACGAUAAAGACGUUGGGACGUUACGGAUGUGACUGACACAUUUUCGUUGCAACAACCGAACAUCGGAGGAGAAUGGCAAAUCAUAAUUUGGGUCUAUUACAAGCUUUUAGCGGUGUUGUCUGUCAUAAUUAUUGCUUAUUUUAGUCUGGGAAGAAGAUUUUACGUGCCAAAAAAGGGUCAGACUUUGAUGGAGUUGUGUGCACUUAUGUUCGCGAUUCUUACCCACACCUAAAGGACCCUUUAAAGGCACACAAUAACAGGGUGACUGUUGCGACUAAGGGACAUCAUGUUUGAUUGUAUGGAUGUGCUAGCGGUGAGCCCGGGACAAAUGUUGGAUUUCUACACUUCACGUCCCUCUUCGUGCAUGCUGCAAGAGAAGGCACUGAAAGCGUGCUUCAGCGGGCUCGCUCAGAGAGACUGGCAACAUCGCCGGAGCGCACAGUCCAUCGAGACCCAGAGCACCAGUUCUGAGGAGCUGGUCCCAAGCCCCCCAUCCCCCCUGCCCCCGCCCCGCGUCUACAAGCCCUGCUUCGUGUGCCAGGACAAGUCCUCGGGAUACCACUAUGGUGUCAGCGCCUGCGAGGGCUGCAAGGGUUUUUUCCGUAGAUCCAUCCAGAAGAACAUGGUAUACACGUGUCACCGGGACAAGAACUGCAUCAUCAACAAGGUGACCAGGAACCGCUGUCAGUACUGCCGGCUCCAGAAGUGCUUUGGCGUGGGCAUGUCCAAAGAGUCUGUCCGGAACGACCGCAAUAAGAAGAAGAAGGAGAGUCCCAAGCCAGAGCUGACAGAGAACUACGAGCUGAGUGCAGAACAAGAGGCCAUCAUAGAGAAGAUACGCAAGGCUCAUCAGGAGACCUUCCCAUCGCUCUGCCAGCUGGGGAAAUACACCACGAACUCAAGUGCAGAACAACGCGUGAGGCUGGACCUGGGCCUGUGGGAUAAGUUCAGUGAGCUGGCUACUAAGUGCAUUAUAAAGAUUGUGGAGUUUGCCAAACGAGUACCUGGUUUUACAGGACUCACCAUAGCUGACCAGAUCACGCUGCUUAAAGCUGCCUGCCUUGACAUACUGAUUCUACGUAUCUGUACGCGGUACACUCCGGACCAGGACACCAUGACGUUCUCAGACGGGCUGACCCUGAACCGGACCCAGAUGCACAACGCAGGCUUCGGCCCGCUCACCGACCUGGUGUUCACCUUCGCCCACCAGCUGCUGCCCAUGGAGAUGGACGACACAGAGACAGGCCUGCUCAGCGCCAUCUGCCUCAUCUCUGGAGACCGUCAGGACCUGGAGGAACCCUCUAAGGUCGACCACCUCCAGGAGCCUCUACUGGAAGCUCUGAAGAUCUAUGUGAGGAAGAGGAGGCCCAGCAAGCCACACAUGUUCCCCAAGGCCCUGAUGAAGAUCACUGACCUCCGCAGCAUCAGCGCCAAAGGUGCGGAGCGGGUCAUCUCGCUGAAGAUGGAGAUCCCUGGCUCCAUGCCUCCUCUGAUCCAGGAGAUGCUGGAGAACUCAGAGGGCCAAGACGGCCAGAGCAGCACCCAGGGCGAGGACGGCAGCAGCCCCAAGAAGGGCACCCCUAAGAGGGGUAAGGGGGGUAAACCCUCCCCUGUGUCCCCUGACCCCUCAGACAGCGAUGGGCCCACAGCGGCCCCUGAGGAGGAGGAGGAGGAGGAGGAGGAGGAGGAAGAGGACCCCUAGGUGCCCGUGGAACUGACACUCUCUCUCUGACAUUCCUUUGUACAAAAAAAAACAACUAAAAAUAGGUUGACAGCCAGGCAUGGUGGACCCCCUCUCCUCCUCCCCUCAGGCCUUCAGUCCCUUGGUGACCACCACCACCUUUGCUUGUUCUUAUGUUAUCCUUUACAUUUGUUUUUUCCUUCUCUCUCUCUCUCUUUAUCUCUUCAUUUCCCCUUAAAAAACGACAACACUAAGGCCUAAAAGGACCAGUGGUUGUUUUGUGUAUAAUCCUAAAUUGAUUGCGGUUGUGUUUCGGCGACUAGGGUGUGAUUGGUCGAGAUGGGUUUGACCCCGUCCGGCCACACCCACUUACCUGUACACAAAGGUCAUAGGUCAUCCUCCUCAGGUCUCCUGUGUAAAUUUAUCCCUGCAUGACGGGCUUGCCGAGUUUAAUGCGUUGUUUUAAUCUCUCUCCCUCUCUUUUUCUCUCGCUCUCUCCCUCUCUCGCUCUCUCAUAUUGUUGAAUACAUUGUACAUACCAUUGUAUGGUUAGAAAUCUCUGUUUCUAUGAUGAAUUUUGUGGUGCUUUUUUCAUUGUCUUAAAUAUUAUAGUUUGAGGCGAAACAGUACAUACAUGACAAGGUUUAAAGGGGGGCUAAAAUAUAAAGUCCUUUACAAAAACAGUUACAUAGAAUGUUCUUGCAUAUAGACAGUAUGGAAGACUAAUACUUUAUAUUUGUUCCUAUAUUUAAUUUAAUUAUUUGGA
Messenger RNA from Coregonus clupeaformis (lake whitefish), 2732 nucleotides. RefSeq names its product retinoic acid receptor beta-like. The record is from RefSeq and is a predicted model, not a curated record. Gene Ontology annotation, molecular function: nuclear glucocorticoid receptor binding; nuclear receptor activity; zinc ion binding. The transcript is spliced from 8 exons. Gene Ontology annotation, cellular component: transcription regulator complex; nucleus. NCBI's taxonomy places the organism in Eukaryota, Metazoa, Chordata, Actinopteri, Salmoniformes, Salmonidae. Bases 572 to 1987 code for a protein of 471 amino acids. Gene Ontology annotation, biological process: cellular response to corticotropin-releasing hormone stimulus; retinoic acid receptor signaling pathway; regulation of transcription by RNA polymerase II.